Molecule: messenger RNA, 1090 nt
Organism: Neltuma alba
Lineage: Eukaryota; Viridiplantae; Streptophyta; Magnoliopsida; Fabales; Fabaceae
Exons: 3
Coding region: 96-890 (264 amino acids)
Source: RefSeq, a predicted model, not a curated record
AGUUUCACCGUCGCUCCUUACCCUCCCAUUUAUAUCCUUGAACUAGGAACCAAUUGAAUCCUUUUCAGGUUCGAAAGCUAGAGAAGGAAACAGAAAUGGGGCUUCUGUCCAACAGGGUCUCUAGAGAAAGCCUGAAACCUGGGGAUCACAUCUACUCUUGGAGGACUGCGUAUAUCUAUGCCCAUCACGGCAUAUAUAUUGGUGAUGGCAAAGUCGUUCACUUCACUAGACGUGGACAAGAAGUAGGAACUGGUACAGUGCUGGAUCUUCUUCUCGUUAGUUCAGGACCGGCCAGACCUCGAGAACCAUGCCAAACUUGUACACAACCUCAACAGGUGCAUGGGGUUAUUUGCUCAUGCCUCAAUUGCUUCUUGGCCGGUGGUGUCUUGUAUCGCUUUGAGUAUGCUGUCAGCCCUUCUGUGUUUCUUGCAAAAGCCCGUGGUGGAACAUGCACGCUUGCAGUCUCUGAUCGAGAUGAAAUUGUGGUGCACCGAGCAAAGUAUCUGCUUGAAAAUGGCUUCGGUUGCUACAAUGUUUUCAAGAACAACUGUGAAGAUUUUGCAAUCUAUUGCAAAACCGGGCUUCUUGUUGUUGAUCAAGGAAGAAUUGGGCAAAGCGGGCAAGCAGUUUCCAUUAUAGGCGGACCUCUAGCUGCUGUCCUGUCCACACCACUUCGUCUGGUAACGACUAACGUUUAUGGAAUGGCGGCAACAGCAGUUGGGGUGUACUGUGCAAGCAGGUAUGCGGCUGACAUUGGGAUGAGGAAGGACGUGGUGAAGGUUCAAGUGGAGGACUUGACGAGGAGGUUGGCUACUGGCAUGUUGCAGGUAGUCUCGCCCCAAAUUCCGGUGGCUCUUGCUUAUGAGCCCCCUCCGAUUGUUAGUCAAUGACUGACAUUGUCCUUCGUUUUUAAUGUUAAACUUCGUAAAGUGAACACGAUUGGUGUAUCUGUGACCAAUAAAAAGAAAACAAAAAGGUUGGCACAUGCAUGGGUAAGCGACUGUCCAAUUGAUUUGCGAGAUAUAACGUGAUUUGUGGAGUGGAGUGGCAUAAAUAAUGUUAUAUGUUUUAUCUAUGUUCUUUUGUCCAA